Molecule: messenger RNA, 1928 nt
Organism: Oncorhynchus keta (chum salmon)
Lineage: Eukaryota; Metazoa; Chordata; Actinopteri; Salmoniformes; Salmonidae
Product: PLAC8-like protein 1
Exons: 5
Coding region: 252-899 (215 amino acids)
Source: RefSeq, a predicted model, not a curated record
UUAAGAGGAAACGCUUUAAGGCAGCAACCACAAGAGUACAUGCAGACGCUCGCUUAGUGUGUGUCUUUGGUUGUGAGCGAGUCAUUUGCCAUUACUACAGCUCUCUGGUAGCACGUAGCUGGUGUCUAUGAUUAAGAGCAGCCACUGGCAGGGCUGCUGCGCUCCAGCCCUAUCUGGAAGAGCACACCCCAUCUUAGUGGGAAGCUCACCCAGUCUCCCCCUCCCUCCUUCCCUGGCAGGGAGCAGUCAGCAUGGAGGAUACCACAGCCAUAGUCACAGCCACCACAGACCAUUGUGCACCAGUCACCAAAGCAGCAUUGCAGCAGGCCCCAGGUUAUGAGGAGGAAGCCGGGGGCUGGGACAUAGGAACAGGAAGUGCAGGUUGGAACCCACAGAGUGCUGCUGCUGCAAUGGAACUUCCCGUUCUCACGCAGCCUGGCUUGGGGGUAACCAAGACGACAGUGACCACGAUCACUCAGACUGGAGGGGAUUGGAACAGCAGCCUGUUCAACGUGUGUGGAGACAAGACUACAUGUCUCUUAGGGGCCUUUGUGCCCUGCUGCCUGGACCUGAGUCUGGCCCACCACUAUGGGGAGUGUCUGUGUUUGCCCCUGCUUCCUGGCUCCACGUUUGCCAUGCGGGUGGGCAUCAGGGAGAGAUACAAGAUACGGCUUCACCUGGAAUGCUUUUCCAGCAUUAUUGAAGGAGUUCCCACAUAUGCUGAGCACUUGUUGGCUGCUUUUCCUUCACUCUGCGGUCCAACUCAUUCCAUAACAUCUCAAUUGGCAUGUCGGGUGAUUGUGGAGGCCAGGUCAUCUGAUGCAGCACUCCAUCACUCUCCUUCUUGGUCAAAUAGCACUUACACAGCCUGGAGGUGUGUUAGGUCAUUGUCCUUUUGAAAAACAAAUGAUCGUCCCACUAAGCGCAAACCAGAUGUGAUGGCGUAUUGCUGCAGAAUGCUGUGGUAGCCAUGCUGGUUAUGUGUGCCUUGAAUUCUAAAUAAAUCACAGGCCGUGUCACCAGCAAAGCAUACCCACGCCAUCACACCUCCAUGCUUCAUGGUGGGAAUCACACAUGGGGAGAUCAUCCGUUCACCUACUCUGCAUCUCACAAAGACAUGGUUGGAACCAAAAAUCUCCGAUUUGGACUCAUCAGACCAAAGGACAGAUUUUCACCGGUCUAAUGUCCAUUGUUCGUUUUUCUUGGCCCAAGCAAGUCUCUUCUUCUUAUUGGUGUCCUUUAGUAGUGGUUUCUUUGCAGCAAUUUGACCAUGAAGGCCUGAUUUAGUCUCCUCUGAUAAGUUGAUGUUCAGAUGUGUCUGUUACUCAAACUCUGUGAAGCGUUUAUUUGGGCUGCAAUCUGAUGGGCAGUUAAUUCUAAUGAACGUAUCUUCUGCAGCAGAGGUAACUCGAGGUCGUCCUUUCCUGUGGCGGUCCUUAUGAGAGCCAGUCAUCAUGAAGCCAGAUUUUUUUUUUUUGCGACUGCAUUUGAAAAAACGUUCAAAGUUCUUGAAAUAUUUCGGAUUGCCUGACCUUUAUGUUUUUAACUAAUGAUGGACUAUCGUUUCUCUUUGCUUAUUUGAGCUGUUCUUGCCAUAAUAUGGACUUGGUCUUUCACCAAAUAGGGCUAUCUUCUGUAUAUCACCCCCACCUUGUCACAACACAACUGAUUGGCUCAAACGCAUUAAGAAGGAAAGAAAUUCCACAAAUUAACAAGGCACACCUGUUAAUUGAAAUGCAUUCCAGGUGACUACCUCAUGAAGCUGGUUGAAAGAAUGCCAUGAGUGUGCAAAGCUGUCAACAAGGCUAUGGGUGGCUAGUAUGAAGAAUCUCAAAUAUAAAAUAUAUUUUUUAGAUGUUUAACACUUUUUUGGUUACUACAUGAUUCCAUAGUUUUGACGUCUUCGCUAUUAUUCUACAAUGUUGAAA